Molecule: messenger RNA, 528 nt
Organism: Colletotrichum graminicola M1.001
Lineage: Eukaryota; Fungi; Ascomycota; Sordariomycetes; Glomerellales; Glomerellaceae
Product: glycine cleavage H-protein
Exons: 2
Coding region: 1-528 (175 amino acids)
Biological process (GO): glycine decarboxylation via glycine cleavage system; protein lipoylation
Cellular component (GO): glycine cleavage complex; mitochondrion; cytoplasm
Source: RefSeq, a predicted model, not a curated record
AUGGCCUCAAUUGCUCGCAGCAUGAGGGCAGUUCGCCCCUCCGCCCUCUCCCAGAUCGCAAAGGCCGCCCCCCGCGCUGCUUUCCCCCGUCCCGCGCAGCGCGCCUUCUCUACAACCCCCAUCAGCUUGAUACGCAAGUACACAAAGGACCACGAGUGGGUUGACCUCAACGCCGACAAGAAGACGGGCGUCGUUGGCAUUUCUGAGUACGCUGCCGAGCAGCUGGGCGACGUCGUCUACGUCGAGCUGCCCGAGGAGGGCGCCCAGGUCACCCAGGGCGACGCCAUCGGUGCCGUCGAAUCCGUCAAGAGCGCCGCCGACAUCAAUGCCCCCAUCAGCUGCAAGGUCACCCAGGUCAACGUCGGCCUCGAGGAGAAGCCCAGCACCAUCAACAAGGUCCCAGAGGACGACUCCCACGGCGGUGGCUGGAUUGCCAAGAUCGAGGUCGACGAGACCGGUGUCAAGGAGCUCGAUGCUCUCAUGAGCGAGGAGGAGUACAAGGCUUUCACCGCCUCCGACGACCACUAG